This is a messenger RNA of Cinara cedri, 7015 nucleotides long. The record is from the annotation of a GenBank genome assembly. Lineage: Eukaryota; Metazoa; Arthropoda; Insecta; Hemiptera; Aphididae.
AAAUGCAUGUUAUUAUUAUUUUAUUUUAAUCAUGAUACAAUUUACCAUGGCUUUAUUACUAUAUUAAUAUAAAAUUAAAUUUUGGUAACACACCCAUUAUAUUUUCACAUUAUAUAUUAUGGCUCUAAUGCUUAACCAAUUUAUCAAUUUAUUUACUUAAGCUGUUCAACUAAUUUAUUUACUAAUUAAUAUUUGAAUUAUGCUUUUUAUAUUGUCAUUAUCAAAAAAUCGAAAAUACUACAUUUUGGUUUGUGUGUAAUUUACUAGUUAAAAUUAAUUGACAAUCCAAAAAUCAAUAUGCAUGACGUGUAUGAAGUUGCAAAAUUAUUGAAGUAUUCAGUACAAAUUGAAAGCAUUACUGCUUAUGGUAAUUAAAUCAAUCAUAAUUCAUAAGUAAACCUUAAACAUUAAGUAACAAAUUAUCAAAGUAUACAAUAUAUACAAAUGUUUUCAUGUAUUUUGAUAUCAAAAAACUACAAUUUAUAUUAAAUCUAAUAAGUGAAAUUAGACUAUACUGUUUAUUAAAUAUCUGUUGAGUAUCGUAGGAAAAUUUUCAUCAUUCUUACUUGUAAAACUAAUCAAAUUAUAUUUAACUAUUUAGUACAACUAUUCAUAUGUAUAUUCUAAUACUUUUUUUUUGUUAACAAGAUAAUUAUCUACUGGUUGGCAAUCGUUUGGGACACAUAUUUUUGUACACUACUAGCCCUAGAGUACAACUAGUUGACUGUAAUAAAACAUUCAGUAAGAGACCCAUUUUACAAUUAACUGCUAUAUCAGAAUGCCAAAUAGUGAUUUGUUUAUCAGGUACUUCAGUAUUAAUAUAUAUAUAUAAUAAAUUGUUUAUCAAUGUAAUCAAAUUAUUGUUUUAAUUUUUAGAAGAAAGAAUUAGUGUACUUGAUGUAUCUCGAGAUAAAGUAAUACAUUUAAAAACAACUGGUUUACAGAAAACUAAAGGUGCCAGUUGCUUUACUAUAGAUGUCAAAGUAAAUUAUUUUAAUUAAUUUGAUUCCUUAAAAUAAAAAAAAAAUGAAUUAAAUAAAUUUUUGUAGACUCCUGAUGGAUUAAAAGUUAAUUCCAAUAAUACAGUAGUCCGCCUUUGCGUAGCUGUUAAGCGACAAUUGCAAGUUUACCAUUGGAAAGGCAAAGAUUUUUUGGAGCAUUCUGAAAGUAUUGACUUACCAGAUAUACCUCGUACAUUAGUGUGGUGUGAUCAAGCGGUUAUUAUUGGUUGUAAAAAUGAAUAUUAUUUAUUUGAUGUAAGUAUUUAUAAUUAUUUACAUGAUUUCAAACAAGAUUAUUUAAUAUACAAGUUAUAGACUUAUCAGAAAAGUGUUGUAAUACUUUUUAGUUGGUACCUAACAUAUUUUCAAAUAAUAUUAAAUAUUUAAUGUAAAAUUUUAUUACACUUGCAUUUUUUUUUUUUAAUGUUUGGAUGGAUGUUAUACUUAAUUGUUACUAUUUUGUUUACAUUAAAUAGGAAAAUUUCAUAUAAUAAAAUAAAUAAUAAAACAAUCUAUAUAAUUAAAAACUGAUAUUAUCUCUUGUUUAUCAUAAAGGUAACUAAUAUGUAAUAAUAAUACAUAUUUACUAAAUUAUUAAUAUAGGUACUUAAUUAUUUACAUUUAAAUUAAAUAGCUUAUUCUAUUUAGAUUAUAACAUUAACUAAAUUCAAAUAAUUUAUAUAGGUAACUAUGGAAAAGAUAACAUCUUUGUCCUUAACUGGAAAAAAUCAAGAACCUAUAAUAACUAAAAUAUCGGACACAAUGUUUGGUGUUGUCAAAGAUGCCCAAGUAAUUAUUUUCAGUACAACAGGUAAUAAAGCUGAACAACAAACUAUUAAAUGGGUUGACACACCAUCUAUUAUUUGUAAGUUAUAAUUUUCAACCAUGAAAAUAAAAUGUUUUAGUUUUAUUUAAUUAUAAAAUUUGAUUUUAGUAUAUGAUGAACCUUAUUUAAUAGCAAGCAUAAGUGAUAAAUUAUAUAUACAAACUAUAGAACCUGUUGAAAAUUCUAUUGCACGUCAAGUCAUAUCAACUACUUCUAAAACUAUGAGUAUGUUUACUUGUCAAAAUGGUUUAAUUUAUGCAUCAUCUGCAUUGGAUGUUUGUUGUUUAAAAGCAGUUCCAUUUGCAAGACAAAUUAAACGACUUCUUGAAGAUAAAGAUUUUCAACUAGCUCUAAAACUGGCCGUAAGUGAUUUAUUAUAAAUAUUCAACAUAAUAUUUCAAUAUUUCAUAAACAAUUUAAUGAGGAAUAAAAUAAACUUAAGAUACCUAUAUUAUGACAUUGUCAAAUAUUCUUUUUGUUGUACAAGGAACACACCAACUUUUUACCUAACCUAUUACAUAAUUAUUAUGCUGCUUCUUUUCACUUCAUCGAGUCUCACAUAAUUUUACUAGUAUAUUCUAGCAUAUUCCUAGCACAUAUUAUCCCUUAUCUUGUACUAUUGUAUUUCUUAAAUAAUUUCUAAUUCUGGAUUUACAAACAACUCUUAGUUUUAAACAAAUUUAAAGCAAAAUGUACUGUAUCUCAAGCUACAAAACAUGAUAAAUGCCAUUUUUAUUAGAAAAGAUUGAUUAUUGCCAGUUACUUUUAAAAUAUUCUGUUUUGAGUCUAGAAUACAGUUACACAACCAAGAGUGUUUCUAGUUCUGGACAUCUCCCCCACUUUGAUCCUAUUGUAUGUAUAAACCUAUACAUAGAAAUUGUUUAUAUAAUAUGGAAUUAGACAUAGGGAAUCAAUUACAAUAAUAUAUGUAUUAUGUAUGUAAUAUGAUACAGUAUAUAGUAUAUAUAACAAAAAGUACAUUUUUGAAUGUAGUUUAUAACAAUUUAAAAUAUAAUGUAGAAUAUAUCUGAUGAAUCUGUUGAUGAUAAAGAAAAAAAUGUAUCACAAAUAAGAACAUUAUAUGCUCAUGACUUGUUUGAGAAAAAGAAGUAUCAAGAAUCCAUGAGGGAAUUUUUGAAGUUGAAUACUGGUAAGAAACUGAAAAUUGUAUUCCACUUAUUUUAAAGUUAAUUUCAUAUAGAGCUAUAUUGUUUUUAGAUCCAUAUGAUGUUAUAAGAUUAUUUCCAAAUUUAUUACCUCAAAGUGAUUCGGACUAUGGAGAAGAAAUACUUGAAAAAGAAAUGGAAAUGAAAAUUGUUGCAUUGAUAGAAUAUUUGACAGAAGUAAUACAAGUUUUAAAUUAAUUGUAUUGCAUUUAUAAGAUAAUUCUUAAAUUGUUAUGAAUUAACAGGUGCGUUACAAACUUUUAAAAGAACCUACAGUCAAAAAUAAAUCAGACAUUAUUGAAAUGAAUAAUAAUUAUCAAGAACAGUUACUUCAAAUAAUAGACACUACACUCCUAAAAUGUUAUUUACAAGUAAAUUAAGAUAAAAAUAAAAAUAGUUCAAAGUAAUAUUUGUAAGUUAUAUAUUUAAAUACUUUUUUUUUAUUGUAGACCAAUGAUGCUUUAAUAGCACCACUUUUAAGACUGAACCAUUGUCAUUUGUUAGAAACUGAAACAACAUUAAAAAAGUAUAAAAAAUACAGUGAACUAAUAAUUUUGUAUCAAACUAAAGGACUUCAUAGUAAAGCAUUAGAACUCCUUCAAAAACAGUCAGAUGAUUUUGAUUCCAAUCUCAAAGGACCUGAAAGAACUAUUCAGUACCUACAAAAUAUUGGUAAUUGCUGAUUCCUGUUUUGUUUAUUCUUUAUUUAAAAAUAUAUCUUUUUAAUAGGUUCAAAUCAUAUUGAUUUAAUUCUUCAAUUUUCGGAUUGGGUAUUAAAUAAGUACCCAGAAGAUGGCCUUACUAUAUUUACCGAAGAUGUUGCUGAAGUUGAACAAUUUUCUAGACCUAAAAUAUUAGAUUUUUUAAUUAGAAAUCAUAAAAAUCUAAUUAUACCUUAUUUGGAACACGUAAUUCAUGUUUGGAAUGAUACUAACGCUAUAUGUCAUAAUGCUUUAAUACAUCAAUACAGAGAAAGACUUCAGCAGUAUAACAACAUGUCAAUGCAAGCUGAUGAACAAACUGCUCAAAAUACUAAAGCAAAACUUUUAGAAUUUUUAAAACAAUCCAAGUAUUAUACUCCAGAAACAGUAUUAGUUCAUUUUCCAUUAGAUGGUAAUAUAUAUAUUUGUUUUAAAAUUACUUAAAAGAAGGAAUUAUUAAUAUUUUACUCUGAAAUCUUCAAUCCAGUUGUUUAGACCCUUCUGACAAAUCCUGGUUGGACUACUAGCUCAGUCUAUGAUUUACUAAUGCAUUCCACUUAAUAAUAAAUUACUUAUUUUUGUCUUUGUGACCAAACUAGAUGUUAAGUUAUUAUCCAAGUUAUAAUUGUACAUUCAUUCUAUAGGUUUUUUUGAAGAACGUGCUAUAGUAUUGGGUAAACUUGGUCGCCAUGAACAAGUUUUGUCUAUGUAUGUCACUGUAUUGCAUGACGUAGAUCGAGCAAUUGAAUAUUGUAAUACAGUUUAUAAAUCAAGAAACCAAGAUUGUGAUCAAGUAAUAUUAAUUAAUAUCAAAAAAUGUAUUUUCUUUAAUUACAAUUUUUUUUUUGUUAAUAGAUAUAUGUAACAUUAUUAAGAUUACUAAUUGACCCUCCAGACAGUUGGUUAGCUGGAUUGGGAGGUGUAUCUAAACCAGCUCCAAAUUUAGAAAAAGUUAUUGAAAUUUUAAACAAUAAUGCUUCACAAAUUGCUACUCCUGAUGUACUAAAAGUAUUACCAGAUGAAAUACCAAUUCAUCGUAUAAGUAAUUAUCUGGUAAUUGCUUUAGAUAAAGCAAUAGGCGAUAGGAGGCUUUAUCAAGUAAACCGAGGAUUACUUAACACAAAACUUUUAAAAGUAAAAUGUAGUUUUAUUAGUUUAUCUGUAUGCUUAAUAUAAUAGUUCUUAAUUCUAUUUAUUAGAUUCAACAGCAGAGAAUAUUUUAUGAAUCACAAAAUAUUACCUUAACAGAAUUCAAUAUUUGUAGAGUAUGCAAAAAGAGAUUUGGAAAUCAAAGGUAUUUUACUUAAAAAAUAAAAAUAAUGUUAUUUUAUAAUAAUAAUUAAUGUUAUAGCGCAUUUGUAAGAUGUCCAAAUGGCGAGAUCGUUCAUUAUUCAUGUCAUAAUCACAAAAUUGAACAAUAAUGGGAAUUAUUCAAGUUGCUAAAUUCAUUGGUACUUAUAAUAAUAAUUAUAUGGAUAUGUCUGAUCCGGAUCCUUCGUGAUCAGAAUCCAUAAAUGUAUCUUCCUCAUGAGCAACAUUGAACGGAGUAGAUUCAUUUUCAGCAUUGUUUACACCACUAAAUGUUGCAUCUAAAAGUGAACCAUUCAAUAUGGGUCCAGUUGAAUCGGCGGAAGUCACUGUAGAAGUAUUGCAUGGUUUUCCCAAACUCUCUAAACUCUCCAUAACUCGUUUAUUAUUAGGGUCAAGGCUAAACAAACCAAAAUUUGAAUAUACAAAUUUAUUUUGUUAAUAUAUUUACGUAUUAAUAUUAUUUAGUGAUCAUUAUUAAAAUUUAAAAGUGUAAUACAAAUAUAAACAGUGAACAUGUGUAAAUGUAAAAUUUUAAAUAUAACUAUUUAACUAAAUAUUUGUGGUUUUCCAUUUAGUUUAAAAUGUAAUAUUUCAUUUACUUACAAUAGAUUAAUUUCAUUUUAUAAACCAAAUGCCUCUAAUUAGAAGCAUUUGAUUAGAGUUUAUACAUAUUAAUGUUCAAUAGAUUUUAUAGUAACAUAAUUAUUACCUAACCUAAUAAAUUAUUUAUUUUUUGAACGUUUGUACGUUACUGUUUUCUGUGUUAGGAUUCAAAUACGAACCAAUGUUGAAUAACUCCUUCAGUGUUUGAUUGGAGUCACUAGUGUUAGCAUUCAUCCAUGCAUAAUAUUCGGGCUAAAGUCUAAAGCCUUUAAUCUUUGGUCUCAAGGAAAAAGGGCUUGAGUUAAUUUUGUUUAGAUUUCAAAACAAAUAAAUACAAUUUUGAAAAUGUCUAAAUUACUAAUUUUCCAAUCUAAACCAAUGGCUUGAAUUAUAAAAUUAUAAUUUGUCAAACAAAAGUGACUAAAUAUAGUUUAAUUUUCAGUGUAACACAUAUUAGAAUAUACACCCUUACGUGAUGCAAUUUCAAAACAUUGUCGUUACACAUUAUUUUUACAAUAAGGUGCAUUGAUUAUGCGAAGACAAGUGGAACGAAAAACAUGAAAAAUAUAAAACAUUGUAUAUAUGUUAAUGUGAAACUUGCCAUUACAAGUAAUAGCCGUGAUCCACUUAUUUGAUAGGCAUAUUUCACCACUACCCAAAAACGUGCUGUGUAUUGUCUAUGUCAAAUAGUCAAUAUUAAAAAUGUUAUUCUGAAGGGAACAUGAAAUAAGCAUGUUUGAUACAAGUUCAAAUUAAACGGGCCUAACAAAAUAAAUUAAAUUGAUUAUUUUUUAUUAGUUAUUAAUAGAAUCCAGUAUUAAUUAUUCUAUAAUAUUGGGAUUGAAAUAAUAGUAUAUUUUAAUCUCUAUUUAAAAUAUUAUUAAAAAAAUUGACAACAGAAUUUGUCUCGCUAAUAGUUGCCAAACCGUUUUUUUUAUUCAAAAUAUUACAUCAGUAUUCGUAAGCAGUGACAGUAGAAAAUUUUAUCCAGUAGGUCAGUUUAUCAGUUUUAGUAUAUUGUUUUGACUGACUGUCCAAAAUAUGUUAUAGAUAAGUUUUUAAACCCAUUAAUAAUUAAGUGUUCACAGUAUAUAUUUUGUAUUUUAAUGUAUAAAAUCAAAUUAAUUACUUUAGUGCAGAAUAAAAAAAAUCAAAUGCUUUUUCUAAUUGAUUUUGCUUGACACUUAAAUCACCCAGCAUUUGGUAUAAUCUACAAGUUGGUUGAUUUAAUGCCUGCCUAUGCAAUAGGAUUAUAGCAGAACUGUAAUUUCCUUCUUGUUCAAGUAUUUGAGCCAACAUAUAUAUUGCUGGUAAAUAGCCGUCAUCAACAUUUAUUGCUCUUUGUAAAAGUAUUUUUGCUUUACCGACAGUAUUUGGAUCCUUGAUUAGUAUCGAGGAAUACAACUG